CGCUGCGCGGUUUAAGCCGAAUCUUAUUUUUUUCCGUUCCGGACGGCUGUGUUUGUUUCUGUGAUACAAUGUGCCUGGAAAUUUGGCGGCACAAGAAGAGGGUGUUGCUGCUGCUACUGCUGAUGGCCACCGGCAGUAUCUUUUACUAUCUGUACACCCUGAAAUUGGAACGGGAGCGAGAUGCAAAUGUAUCUUCGACGACGUCGCGUUUGGAGCGUGAAGUAAGCGAGUUGCAGGCGGUCUUCGAGUCGAAGGUUAUUCCGAAUCUGGGGGCCUUGGGUCGCCCGGCGAGGGGAAAUUGGACCUCCGAGGAGAUGGAGGCCAUGGAGAAAAGCCAGCUGGAAACGGGUUACAACGCUUGGCUCUCCAAGCGCAUCUCACCUGAGCGCACUCUUUACGACAUGCGGCAUCGCAGCUGCAAAAAGCUCGAGUACCCGCUGGAAAAGCUUCCGUCGGUGAGCGUGGUGAUAACAUAUCACAAUGAGGAACCGAGCGUGCUGCUCCGAACGCUGAGCAGUUUGAGGAGCCGGACUCCGUUCCUGCUGCUCCGGGAGAUUAUCCUGAUGGACGAUGGCAGCAGCUCGGUGGACGAGAAGUUCAACAAUUUCCUGCAGAUCAAGUUCCUCAAUAUGGUGAAGCACCGCAGGAUCACCACCCAAGUGGGUUUGAUGCAGGCUCGAGUGGCGGGAGCUCAACUGGCACUGGCCGAUGUCCUGGUCUUCCUGGACUCGCACGUGGAGGUCACCCACGGCUGGCUGGAACCACUCAUUGCUCCAAUUUUGAAGAACAAUAGGACCUGCACCACCCCAAUUAUAGACACCAUUGAUUACGAGAACUUUGCCUACAGAAGGGGAAAGCCAUCGAGGGGAUUCUUCAACUGGGAAAUGAACUAUAUACAGUUGCCACUCCUUAAAAAGGAGGCGGUGGCCAUGCCGGCUCCCCAUCAGAAUCCCAUCAUGAACGGAGGACUCUUCGCCAUCGGACGUCAGUGGUUCGCCAAACUUGGUGGCUACGACAAGGGAUUGAAGCUCUGGGGAGCCGAGCAGAUCGAACUGAGUCUCAAACUUUGGCUGUGCGGAGGAGAGAUUCUGGAGGUGCCCUGCUCCAGGGUUGGUCAUUUAUACAGGGAUGGUAAUUUUAAAAUUCGCUACACCGAUAAGGAUAAGAAUGCUGAAAAGAAACUUAUCUCAAGGAACUAUCGUCGUGUGGCUGAGGUUUGGUUGGAUGAAUUUAAGGACAAGGUCUUUGCCAAUGCACCACAUUUAACAGUGAUUCCGGUUGGCAAUCUUGCCGAGCAGCGUGAACUCAAGAAACGCCUUCACUGCAAGCCAUUCAAGUGGUUCUUGAAUAAUCUGGCAUGGGACUUUCUGAAUCUAUAUCCUGUAUUGGACCCGGAAGACUAUGCCUCUGGGGUUAUUCAAAGCACAUCCUCUCCGAAACUCUGCUUGGAUCGCUCAGAAAGUCCAAAUGGCCGUCCCAAGUUGGCUAAUUGUAGCUCAGAUCGGGUGUUCCCAAAACCAGAACAGCAUUGGAUUCUGACCAAUCGACGGGAGCUGCGAUCCGGAUUCAUGUGCUUGGAGGUGCGCAACAGUGGUCAGGAUGUUUAUUUCUAUCAGUGUCACGGGCAGAGGGGAAACCAGUACUGGUCCUUUGACUCCAAGUUGCAUCUGAUUAUCUCUGGCCAGGAUAAAGGAGCCAGACGCUGUUUGGAGGCACAGGCGGAAACAAAUGGAUUGACCACCGGAGACUGCGAUCCGCAAAAACCAAAGCAACAUUGGAAAUUCGGGCACCAAAACAACCAAAGAUUGCAGCAAAUUUGGGACAGGGAUUAGCUUGACUGUAAAGUAAUCUCAAUGAAAAUACGAAAAUGUUUUCACAAGCCCUCUUGCCAUGAUAUAGAAUUUAGUUAAAGUUUUAAGACAUGCUUAAAUAUAUUUUAAAGUUAAUGUUUCAUAAA
This is a messenger RNA of Drosophila ficusphila, 1957 nucleotides long. It is a transcript of the gene Pgant8, whose product is annotated as polypeptide N-acetylgalactosaminyltransferase 8. The record is from RefSeq and is a predicted model, not a curated record. The transcript has 3 exons. The coding region runs from base 69 to 1832 and encodes 587 amino acids. Gene Ontology annotation, cellular component: Golgi apparatus. Lineage: Eukaryota; Metazoa; Arthropoda; Insecta; Diptera; Drosophilidae.